CAUGCAUGCGAAGCUAAAUUUCAUCUCGUACCUCCGGAAAUCAGUCAUGUCUGCUGAUUUCAAGCGUCAUCUCAUUCUCUUUUGCGUGUCCUCCCUCUUCACCCCAACCAUCUGUUCUACAGAAACAAACGGUUUGAAGCAAGACGGGUUUCCUCUGGACAAGACAUUUAAGCAGCGUCACUUUUUAAAAGAACACUUCCAUUAUCUGAACGUAACUUCACUUGGAAUAUUCAAUUUGUACGACCUGUUAGACUGCGUAUUUAAAUGUAUUACAAAUCCGCUAUGCCUCUCGAUAAACAUGGCCGCCUCCAAAGAAGCAGAGGGAGAAGUUUGGUGUGAAUUGUUAUCUUCAGAUAAGUACAGAGACGCCGAGAACUACAACGAAAACACAAGCUCGCAUCAUUUUUCCUUUCAGUCUUCUUGUUCUUCUUCGCCAUGUCAAAACAGAGGAACCUGCAUCCCGAAUUACAAAUACCACUCUUACGAAUGUCUCUGUGAACAAGGUUUCGUGGGAGAAUUUUGCGAGAAAGGCUUAAAGUCGUGCAAUGAAUUGCAUAACGUCUACAGAUCUUAUGUCAGUCAACUGGUUACUCUCCGUGUGGACUCCAAACCAGUCUCUGUUCUCUGUCACAUGGGAGUUUUUGGAUGUGGAAAUGGAGGAUGGACGCCGGUUAUGAAGAUUGACGGAACCAAGAGCACUUUUCAUUAUCACGCAACAUAUUGGAGUGAUCAUGAAGAAUACAACCUCCCUGGGGGGAAAACUGGCUUUGACCGACAGGAAACUAAGCUACCCACUUAUUGGAACACAUCCUUCUCCAAGAUCUGUCUCGGUAUGGAGAUCGACCAACAGCUCAGGUUUAUUGUCAUCAACAAGCAGGCCGACUCUCUGUACUCACUGAUCGCUGAUGGCCGGUACCGAGCCACGUCACUGGGUCGUAACAAGUGGAAAUAGUUGAUUGGCUUUAAAGCCUCUUUACAGAAAAAGUGUAACAAGGAAGGGUUCAAUGCCAUUUGUAGUAAGAGUUGAUAUUCUAAAGCAAGAAUUGGUAUUGUUAGUUACAGCCAGAAUUGGUGUAACUCGUGUAACUCAAGGAUCGGAUUCGGUACAGGAGGAGUCCCUGACAAUUCCAUCACGUGUGGUAACAUGGCAUCCGGUUUUUCAAAUAUUGCCAUGGGAUACGUCUUGGUACAGUGAAGGGGAACUUCUGCAAAUUAAACCAAAAAUUAAUUUAAUCAUCAAGGUACAUACUUCUCGUAUUUCGAGAACAUUCCUUGGAUAUGGACCCACGUCAGUGUAAAUGUAAAGUUUUAUCCUAGAUCAAUCUCUAGCCAUUUUUUCUAAUCUCCUGCAUCGGAAAUUGAAGAUACUGAAAUUAUCUCGUGUAGAAAAAGAUUGAAUAAUAGUCAUUGAAAUCUCAGAUAAAAGUUAAGAAUCUGCCGUAAGUCACAAUUAUUAGCCUAGGGGGUAGAGGUGGAAGGGCCAAACACCACUUCCCCCCUGCGUUUCGACUGUCAAAUUAUCGUUAUAAUUCCUAAAAGAUCGAAAGGGGGAAAAACGGUUAGGAUCUGUGGCCUAAUUGUAUAU
Stylophora pistillata is the source of this 1585-nucleotide messenger RNA. RefSeq lists its product as uncharacterized. NCBI's taxonomy places the organism in Eukaryota, Metazoa, Cnidaria, Anthozoa, Scleractinia, Pocilloporidae. The record is from RefSeq and is a predicted model, not a curated record.